AUAAUGUCUUUGUUGACUCGCUCUAAGUUAUUCCUUCACUCGCGGCGCCUGUCUAAAUGCGAAUCUCGCCGUUCCAGUGGCCACGAAGAUUCAUAUUCCUCAAAAAAGCUGGUGUUGCCCUGAACAUCCCAGGGUGUCCAAAUACCUUCGGGACGCGGCAAGCGUCCGUAGCGAGCAUUCCAUCAGAACAGUGUCGGUGUCAGAAUCGGUCGGCUGCACCGUCUGCGCACUUUUUUUGUGGCUGGAAACCAGAUAUUUUCACACUGCUCUGUCCAUCUGUGCCGUAUGAGGGGCAUACUAUUCUUUCAAGGCUGCGGAACCCCAUUUCCCCGUCUGUUUCCUGUGCCCGCCCAUCCCCGCGGUGACUGUCGAACGGCUCUACCCGCCACACAUCGGUCAAUAUUUCUUUGCGCGUGGCCACACCGUUUCUUUCGCUGUUUGCCUUGGUUUUUCUUCGCCAAGCAAAACGUGAUCGUUGGCUUUCGUAUCACAGGAAAACAUGAUCUUCAGGCAGUGGACGUUUCGUUCGUAGAACCAGGCUCGCGAGCAUCUGCGCCCUCGAAGACGCGCGAGUCGUGCGAGGCUGGCAAGUCAGUCGAGCCCCCUAAACUGCCUACCCCGAGUGCUUCGCCUGAGAAAGCCGUCAGUUCAUUGCCAUUCUUUGCGCGCCGCAAGAUGCAGGCUUUUCCGUUUUCCGCUUGAAUCCAUUUCCUCGGUUCUUCACUCACGGCAAACCGAAGUUCCGAGCGCGGCGAGGAGACAUCCCAAAGAAGGACCCAGCACUUGUUGACGUGGACGACGACGUCAAAGUUCCGCUAGCCGCUGGGGGCGCGCUCGCCACGGGGGGGAGAGGAGCUGGCCAAACCCAAGACAGACUCAAGAGAGGCGAGGCGGGGAAGCCAGGGAACCCAGCGGCUUUCUCUCCCCGUUACUACAGCAUCCAUUUUUCUCACACCUUCGGCUGUUCCCGGGAGACAGCUAAAAAACGCAUUCCCCCAUACAACACUCUUCCCCUCUCAACUUUCCAACUUUGGACUUACGCACCGUUUGUUUCCGCCGCCCCUCAGUGCGCCGCUUUCGCGCUUCGGCGCCUGUCUUGGCGACUGAAGCAACACCAAGCACGCGCCUCAAAGGUUCUCUUUUUAAUGCGAGCGGCAAACAUUCGUGACCGCAUCCACGAAAAAGUUUCUCGUCUGUACCACGGAGGUGCGUACCUUUUGCGAAAGAGUGAAAAAUACCCUUCCAGCUUCUUAACCCCGAUCUGCAGAACCUCCCGCGCUUUCACCUUCGCUUCACCGGCGCAGCAGCGGCUUCUCGUCUUUCUCUUCCUCUCUACUUUUGUCCUUCUGUACGCUUCAAUCGCUUCCCCACAGUCUCGUCCGCGCCCCCUCCAGAGCCCCCGUGAGAGACUGUCCACUCGCCACCGUUGAGAUGACGGCUACACUGCCGCUGCCGAAGAACUGGGCGGCGCGGGGGGGCUUAGGCGCGGCGGAGCGCGGAUUUCCGCCGUCGCUGCCAUCGUCGCAACUGUGCGCCGUUUCGUCCAAUCUUCCCUCUCGCCUUUCGUCGCCUGCCGGUUCUCCGCCGCCUUCCUCUUGCCCCUCGCCUGCAGCUUGGUCCUCAGUCCAACGCCAUGUCUCGCCCUCUCUCGCUCGCCGCACGGUCUCCCUCGCUUCCUCUCAGCUUCCCUCGUCUUCCCCUCGGCCUUCUGCACCUUCCAUCUCUUUGCGGCCUGCGCGGUCCUCCUCCUUUUCUCUGCCGCCGCUCCCAGGCGCCGGCCUUCCGAGGCAGCAGCUGGAGGCUGCAGCCCCACACGAAGGCCAUCCCGAGCGCGAAAAGAGGCGAGACUCGAAGGGGACUAGGUCUGAGAACUCGAAGGGGACGCCUCGAGACAGUGGCGCCCUGCAACACCUUCAGAGAGAAGACAGGCGAGAGCGAGGCGCCUGCCUCGUCUCCGCGAGUGCCUUUCGCGAAGCCGAGAGGCAACUUGAAACCGGAGAAGUUCACCAGAAGGCGAAGGCGGCGAAGGUUGUGCUUGAAGUAGAGACCCGCGAGAGAAGCCAACUGCAAAGGUCUUCCGAGGUACUUCAGGAGAAGAGGGCGAGACGAAGGGGAGACGGACAAGUCUCCGCCUUCUCGUCGAGCGACGGCCUUCCACUCAACGAAGAAGUGAAGCUGCAGUUUCUCAAACUCACAGAAGGCUACGCGAGUUCACACACGCGUUUGGUGCCGAAGACAUCCGAGGUUAACGCACUCGCUCCCGGCAAGGCAACGAAGGCCCUCGAGCCUUCGCCGUUUGCGUCUCCAUUCUCCGCGCGCCUCGAGGACGAUGACAAGUCCACAGGCGUCCCCUCGCCGACAUUGAGUGAGCGACUGUUUUCCGUGUCUUCGGAGAAGGACGACGCGAGACACUCGCUCUCCAGUCUCCUCUCCCAAGACGGGCAAGACCCAAAUCACGGGUCGCCGUCAUCUGCCGGUCUCUCUUCUUUUUCGCACCCGUCUUCUUCCUCGUCUUCUUCUCUGGCGUCUUCUCCGCACCGCUGGAACGCGUCGGUCCCUCACGCUUCGUGGCGUCUUUUUGAGGCGCCUUCUUUGUGUGAUCCGCCGUUCCCCGUCGACCCAGCAGCGCGGGAGGAGGCGUCGUCGCCUUCGAUGGAGCGCGUCGUUUCUUCACCUCGUUCCCUGUCUCCCUCGGAGCUCUCUCGUCACGAGUCUGCGGCGUGGAGGCGCGGAGAGAGGGUCUCACACGGUGCCUCUUCGCUGGCAUGCGCGUCCGCGACUGCUUCCGGCGCCUCGGCGAGUCACUUGGCGGCACCGGCGAACUUUGUGGGGCUUGCGCGGACAGGGCAGACUCUGCAGGCGCGGCUGCUGCUGAAUUUGCAGAAGAAGCGCGAAGACGAAGAAGAAGAGAUGUUUCAGUUGACGGAGCGUCACGCGCGGGAAGCCGCUGCUCUCCGGCAGCAGGUCGCUGCGCUGAAGAAGGCGCUGAAAGAGCAGCAGAGCCAAGAGGAGUCGCGCCUGUCCUUCCUCCAAGAGAGGGAGAGACAGCUGGCGAGUGCCCUCCAGGAGAAGGAACGCGCACUCGAGCGCGAGAGACAGCGGAGGGAGGAGAAGGAGACACUCGAGGCACAACUCCGUGAGACGGAGCAGCGGCUCGGCGAGAAGGACUGGGCCGCCAAGCUCGAGAAACGAAAUCUGGAGGCCACCUGGAGAAAGAAGCUCAUGGAGGAGCGCCAAGCGUUCAAGAGCGAGGUCGAAAAGCUGUUACAGGCGAAGCGCGAACUCGAGACCUCAAGGAGACGCCUCUCCAGUCACGUCAAGUCUCUCACACACUUCGGAUGGGCUCCGUCGGUGUCGGAAAAGAUGAAAGACAAAGAAGAGAAACGAAAGAAGAAGGAGACGGGGAAUGUGGAGAAGCAGACAGCGGAGCAGCCGCCUUCGAGUGCGAGAGCUGAGGACUCCUCGCAGACCCUUGGAUCUGGAGAGCUGAAGCAGACGUCCACCUUCGAGGAAUUCGAAAAACGGAGCGUCAGCUCUUCUUCGCUGCGGCGAGAGCCUGGAGAGGAGAACGCGGAGCAAGAGUCGCAGAAGCAAGAGGAGGAGACAGGCUUGAAAGACGGCGAAGAAAACGCGAAACGGCCUUUUUCUUCCGAGGCCACUGCGAUGUGGGCGAAGCCUCCCUCGCACAAGGAAGGCGGAGAGAGGGAAGAUCAGCGAGGCGCGGCGAACGCGAGAGAAGGUGAAAGCGAACUGACACACUUCAGUUUCGCGUCCGUCGAAGGCAAGAAUCCGUUUCGUCUUGGCGCGCAGUUGGGAGAGUCGAUCGUGUCGCCUGCAUGCGCAAGCGGGCGUGUAUCGCUCGCGAAAGCAACUGAAGACUGCCUUGCGCAUUCGUCUGAAAGCUGGCAGGGACAACUCCCGAGUCCCGAGCAGGGAGGUCCUGCAGAGUCCAAACACCGCAGCCGAGAGAAUAUCGCAGAGACAGAGGGGGGGAAGGCGGAGAGGAAGCAGCUUGCAGAAGAGGGAGCCGCUCUCGAGGGGAGAGGUCGAGCCAUGAACUGCAACUUCGUUGAGUCGGUGGCUUGCGACAGAACCUUGAGCGAGGGAGAUGCCCGCGGCGUCGCAGGCCAGGUCAAGCUGAGACCAGCGAUGUCUCUCGCAGAUGAAGUCUUUCUCGCGGAGUUGGCGGCGCAGAAGGGUGUGGCUGAGGAAGCCGAGAAGAACUCCGAAGAGGAACUUGCAGGGCAAGGAGGAGAGAGCGCCAAAGAGAAAUGGGGAGAGAACUCCUGUGGGAAGACCUCCUCUGGAGAGGACAGCCAAGAGAAGAGCGAAGAGGUCUCAGGGUCCAGAGCGAGCGCCCUCGAAGCGGAAAGCGAAUCGUUUUCGCCGUUUGUGUCUGCGUCUGUCUGCAAGUGCUCAGACGAAGGGUGUGUGGCGACUGAGACGGACCUCCCUGAGAGGAAAGACAAGCGAGCCUCGCCGGGCGGCGGACUCCUCGAGGAGGUUCUGACGGAAGGCACGACGUGUGUGCCGACGGGCAACGAGGAAAAAGAAGGCCUUCUGGAGUCCGCGUUUCCUCUGACAGUGGCUGUCUCUGUUUUUCAAGAGGGGAGAGAUCCUUUCGUCGACCUCGAGGCGCGAGACAGCGAGAGAGAGAACUCGGAGACGGUUGAAGAGGCGCCGAGCGACGUCGAGAAAGUGGAAGCAGGUGCUGGUGCAGACCCAGCCGCGUCGUCGCUUUCUUGUCCCCAUCGCAUUCGAUCCCUCAUGGCUUUCGCGAGGCUACCGUUCGCCUGGCUCUGCCCGCGAAGAAGGCGAGCGAAGGAAGACGCAGACGUCGGCGGGGCGCGCUCCAGCGGACAUGCUCCCCAGGUGACCUUGCAGCCAGACGCGGACGCACUUGGUCUCCGAGAAGAAGAAGAAAUCGACGAAACCACGUGUCUCGUUCCCUGUCGGACGGAAACGGUUGCUCUCAAGCAUCUUGCAGACUGGGUGUAGACAGAUCAAAAGGGAGAGGAAGCGAAGGGGAGAGAGAAGGGCCGAUCUGACGAGAAAGAGGCGGAGGCGAGACACUCCAACAGAGAAGGGGAAACAGGGUGGAGAAAGCGGUGGCGAGCGAGGAAGAGAGACUGAACUGUGUUUUGAAUGGACCUGUGCAAGCGCCUCGAGAGUCCAGAGUGCGUCCCCUGUUGAUGCGUGGAGAGGCUGUGUGUCUCCUGUACAAGCAGAGACGCGAGGGAAAGAAGGCACAGAGAGAGGAAGGCUUUCCUGUGGAGUGACGCGUAAGACUGGGGGAAACUCCUCAAAACGCGCGCAUGACUCUUGCGCAUGCUAACGCCUGUGAAUAUCGCAUUCCCCUCGUCUCAAGGAAGGCCGCCUUCAGACAGACGCAAGCAAAACCAGGUGUGCCGCCUGGCAGUCUUCAGCAGGAUUCGAGAAAAAAAAACAGUGCGCCGUCCCUCCGACAGCCGCAGUCGCAAACACACACCAAGAUGGACACUUGCAAAAAUACAUACACAUGAAUGCAUUUAGAUGUGUGAAAAUACCCC
Messenger RNA from Toxoplasma gondii ME49, 5549 nucleotides. RefSeq lists its product as hypothetical. The record is from RefSeq and is a predicted model, not a curated record. NCBI's taxonomy places the organism in Eukaryota, Apicomplexa, Conoidasida, Eucoccidiorida, Sarcocystidae. The coding region runs from base 1432 to 4998 and encodes 1188 amino acids. The transcript has a single exon.